Drosophila obscura is the source of this 1309-nucleotide messenger RNA. RefSeq names its product serine-threonine kinase receptor-associated protein. Gene Ontology annotation, cellular component: SMN complex. Gene Ontology annotation, biological process: spliceosomal snRNP assembly. Gene Ontology annotation, molecular function: protein binding; RNA binding. The coding region runs from base 83 to 1000 and encodes 305 amino acids. The transcript has a single exon. NCBI's taxonomy places the organism in Eukaryota, Metazoa, Arthropoda, Insecta, Diptera, Drosophilidae. The record is from RefSeq and is a predicted model, not a curated record.
UAUUGCCAGUACCUUUUUAUUCAUCUGACGAGUAGCUCUAAAAUAAUUCUAUACGAAACGGAAUGCAUACGGAUCACCCAAAAUGGCUUUGAAUAUUCCGUUUAAAACGCCCUUCAUGGGUCACGUCGACUCUGUGGUGGAGUUGAGCUUCAGCAAGGCCUGUGAGGGCCGCUACAGCUUGGCAUUCGUCGGACAGAAUGGCCUAGUCAUUGUGCGGGAUUCUCGCGGUGAAAAUGUAGACAGUACUAUAAACCGGGAGGGUCACCAGGGGGCCGUGUACGGAGUGUCCAUGAGUGCGAAUGCAUCGAUUGUGGCGACGGGUAGCGAGGAUGGCACCGCCCGCAUUUGGAGCGUAACCAGUGCCCAGGAGUUAAAGAAGUUCCGACAUGUCCAGAUGGUGUCAAGUGUAGCCUUGGACACUGAGUCGAAGCACAUGCUCACCAGCAGCCAGGAGCGCCAUAGCAAGAUCCGUUUGUAUGACGUGAAUCAAAGCCAGGAAUGCCUGAGCAUUUACAGAAAGAGCCGACGGGGCGUGCGCAACGUGAUCUUCUGCCGGGAUGAUCGCUCGUUUCUCGCCUCGUCCUACGAUCGGACCGUCGAGCUGUGGGACGUUUCGAGUGGCCAGAGUAGCCACAAGAUCACGCUGCCCCAUCACGCCAAGAGCCUGGAGUUGUGUGCCGAUGGUAAGACGGUGACCAUCGCCUAUGGCGGAAGCGUAGUCUUCUUCGAGGCGGAGACCUUCAACAUACUCUGGCAUCGCAAGAUGCCGUUCAAGGUGGUGGGCGCAUCGCUGCAUCCACAGAAGAAGAGCUUUGUGAGUGCCGACUACGACGGAUUCAUUUACAAGUACAGUUACGACACAGGCGAGCUACAACUCAAAUUUAGGGCCCACUUGCAAAGCGGGGCACAAUAUUACCACUAUCAAGUACAGUCCCGAUGGCGAGAUGUACGUCAGCUCCUCGACCGAUGGCCACAUCACACUCUGGCCGCAGAAAUCUGAGAACGAGAAUGACGAGGAGGGCUUCACAACUGCACCUAAUUCUGACAGUAAUGAAGACGCAGAUGCAGACCCGGAAAUAUGGGUAGACACAUAUGAAGAAGAAGAUUUCGAUUAUUAGUUCAAGCCACUACACAACUGUACCACAAUUACUCUUCGUUCUGUUCAUCAUUUGUUUUUGUUUUCGUUUUCGUUUUAUUUUAUACUCAAUCAUCAGUACACUCCAAAGGGUUCCAUGCCCUGCUCUGCAAUGCUGUGGUCGGUCUCCUCUCUAAUAAAUUUGUCUGCGCCUGCGCAGCGUCGUGAUUGAAA